CCGAAGUUGGGAUGAGCGGCUGAGAUUUCUCUUCACUAACUGACAUUUCUGGAAUCAGAUUUAGGUUUCUCCGGUUUCAGGUGGUGCAAAACUUUGCUUCCACGAUGGCCGAGUGUCUGGCUUGGCGCGACUUGUCACACAAAGAGCUGGCUCACAUUUUUGAUGACUCGGAGACCCCAAGUGACGUGCGGAGGCAUUUAGGAGAAGCGAUGAAGCUGAAUGAUGGAAGCAUUUGUUCCGAGAUACUGCUUGACUUGCACUACGGCUCCCUCUACUUUGCACAGGAACAGGGCUUCUCCCUUGAGAAGAUGUCAGCCUUCGUCUCAAUAGUCAAGGCAAUUCACGACCAAGCCAUUGGCAUGCGUUUAACAGUAGAAAGAAGCUGGGAAACAGCAAAGAACCUCUUUCUCUUGCACAGCGUCCAGCGACCACCAUUCUCAAUCGGCUUGUUUACAUUUGGAGAUCUCCAAGAGAUAACGAGAUACGUCCUCAACACGUAAAACAAUCUUCCCAGCUUCAAAGCUUCUACUCGAUGAGUCCAGCUCCUAUGCUCUUUCCUCUCACAGAUACUACAGACACUUCAAGCUCUACCAAUACGCGUUCUGCCCGACUUACUACCUCAACAUGGACACUUGGGAGUAUAAUCUCGUAGAGCUAGCCCCGGAGCUAAAGUCGCUAGAUCUCGCAAUAACACAGGAGGAAUACGACGUCCAACAGGAAGCUCUCAGGAAACAGCAAGAGGUGGGCGACGAGUUUCACAAGCUUUACGAGCAAAAUCUUCUCCUGCGCAGGAGGAACAAGCAAAAAGGCUCGAAGACAAGCGGCUGGCUGAAGAAGCCGAGAGGCAAGCCAGGAUCGAGGCACAGUAUCGAGGUAGAGGCUACUUACUUGGGCUUGGAUCUCCAAUGCUAAGCUGGUUCUCGCCGCUUCCAGCGUCCAUCCCGGAUGAGAUCACAAGAAAAGUCAACCAGGUUGUUUCGCGCUACAUGGAUGAGAUGCGGGCCGAGUUUGACGCCAAGCUGGAACAAAAACUCGCCGAGCUGGGGGCUGGAGCUGCAAAAUAGUACUUAAAAGUUCAUCUUU
Molecule: messenger RNA, 1083 nt
Organism: Selaginella moellendorffii
Lineage: Eukaryota; Viridiplantae; Streptophyta; Lycopodiopsida; Selaginellales; Selaginellaceae
Product: coiled-coil domain-containing protein 189-like
Exons: 5
Coding region: 105-500 (131 amino acids)
Source: RefSeq, a predicted model, not a curated record